Nematolebias whitei (Rio pearlfish) is the source of this 1203-nucleotide messenger RNA. RefSeq names its product gap junction alpha-5 protein-like. The record is from RefSeq and is a predicted model, not a curated record. Gene Ontology annotation, cellular component: connexin complex. The transcript has 6 exons. Lineage: Eukaryota; Metazoa; Chordata; Actinopteri; Cyprinodontiformes; Rivulidae. Bases 1 to 1203 code for a protein of 400 amino acids. Gene Ontology annotation, biological process: cell communication.
AUGGCAGACUGGAGCCUUUUGGGAAACUUUCUGGAGGAAGUCCAGGAGCACUCUACCUCUGUUGGCAAAGUGUGGCUGACCAUCCUGUUUAUCUUCCGCAUCCUGGUGCUCGGGACGGCGGCUGAGUCCUCGUGGGGAGACGAACAGGAAGACUUCAACUGUGACACCGAGCAGCCCGGCUGCGAGAACGUCUGUUACGACCGAGCAUUUCCUAUAGCACACAUACGAUACUGGGUGUUGCAGAUUGUGUUUGUGUCCACUCCGAGUCUGAUCUAUAUGGGCCACGCCAUGCACACCGUUCGCAGAGAGGAGAGGAGAAGGAGCAGAGAGGAAGAUGAUGGAGAUGGGGGAGGGAAAGAGGAAGACCCCGGAGGAGGUGAAGAAGGAAGAGAUAAACCAGGGAGGAAUGAAGAUAAAGAUGAAGAAAGUGAGAGAGGUCCGUCAGCCGGGCGAGUUCGGCUCAGAGGAGCUCUGCUGAAGACGUACAUACUGAGUAUACUGAUUCGCACCAUUAUGGAGGUGGUGUUUCUGUGUCUCCAGUACUUCCUGUAUGGAAUCUUCCUCAAUUCUCUGUAUGUCUGCAGGGCCUGGCCGUGCCCACAUCCUGUCAACUGUUACGUCUCCAGACCGACAGAGAAAAACGUCUUCAUCGUGUUCAUGUUGGCCGUGUCAGGCGUCUCGCUGGUGCUCAGCGUGCUCGAACUGCACCACCUGGCCUGGAGGCACUGCUGCAGGCAUCUCAUCAUCUGUAAAAAGGAUGCAGCUCCUGCCAAUGCCUCCGUGGUCCGGCAGCUCUCUCUGACUGCACCUCGGCCAUCAACCCCACCUCCAGAUUUCAACCAGUGCGUGACUGGCUCCUCACACUUCCUACCACUCCCUUUCCCAAACCACCGGCUGGCCAGCCAGCAGAACUCGGAGAACAUGGUAACAGAGAAGAACAAAAUAGCCGCAGCAGUGGAAGAGGCUAACUUCCUCCAGAUGAACUGCUACUCGUCCACAUGGCAGAACUCUGAAGACGGUGGAAUCGAAGACGGGACCUACCUGAUGUCUGACUCUAACUGCUACAGCCCAGAAAGCAGAGACAUGAAUUGCCUUCAGACCCUAAAAGCUGGUCCAGAUGGGCUGCUGCUGAAGGACAAGCGAAGAUUCAGUAAAACCAGCGGGACGAGCAGUCGAACGCGAGCGGACGAUCUGUCUGUUUAG